Molecule: messenger RNA, 857 nt
Organism: Eucalyptus grandis
Lineage: Eukaryota; Viridiplantae; Streptophyta; Magnoliopsida; Myrtales; Myrtaceae
Exons: 1
Coding region: 1-837 (278 amino acids)
Source: RefSeq, a predicted model, not a curated record
AUGGAGAGUGUAGCCGUUGGCCCCAAGCACGGCGGCGUCGCCGGGAGAUUAUCGGCCAAGUCCGUGAUAAAGUUCGGCGCUUAUUUGGCUGUGGUUUUCUUGUUCCAGACCAUUUGUGCUGUUUGGGUGUUUGGCAGCAACGGCUCCGAUUCUAAUGGUGAAAGUGAGGAGAGAAUUUCGGUGAACGGGGAAGGGAGGGCGGUGGCGGGAAAGAAGCUCUUGUCGAGAGCGAGGAAUGUGGUUUACUUGGAUGAGUCUGACUUGGAGAGGAGGACUGAGGAGAUAAUGUCGAUGGCUAGGGAGGUGCGGAGGAGCGAGAAGAGGGGGCUGAAGAGGGACGAUGCCGGGGAUGCUGAAGGCGAUGAUGGCGAUGACGAUGAUGAUGGUGAGGCGAUUCCCGACAGCAGGAUGGCUAUUGAGAAGGAAAUUGGUUCUCGGUUGGAUAAGCUGCAAAAGAAAUUGAGACCUGUUCGGAAAUCGCCAGGUCUAAGUGAAAAUGUGCCGCUCGAGGGAGCUAGUAGUUUGAUGUUCGAGAAAAAGUUGAAGUUUAGAAGCCCUUUGGUGGAGAAACCCGGUACUGCUCCGAAGGGGUUUCAGCGGUUACGAGGUAAUGGUAAAACAAAGAAGAAAAGCAAAAACGAAGUCAAUGGAGAAGGGAAAAAUGGAGGUCUUGAUCACGGUGUUAUGGAAUCAUCAAAUGGAGAAAAGUGGGAGGAAUUGGUAGAUGGUAAGGGACAUAGCGGUCUCUCCGACGACAUCAAGCGAGAAGGUGAUGAAACCAUGCUUUUCACGGAGAUGCAGAAUGAUUUGUCAUAUCAUGUACUUUUUAUCAAUUAGAAAGUCGGCAUCAACAACAA